AUGCGUGCAGCCUUGGAGAUGAUGGCCUUUGGUCUCGCUCUUCUCUCAACCUUCUUCCUGCUCCUUGCCACGUGCACCGACUGCUGGAUGGUGAACGCUGAUGACAGCUUGGAGGUAAGUCACAAAUGCCGGGGGCUUUGGAGGGAGUGCGUCACCAACAUGCAGGACGGGGUCAGGACCUGUGACCAGUAUGACUCCAUUUUGGCGGACCACCCAGUGAAGAUGGUGGUGACACGGACUCUGCUGAUCUCAGCCGACCUCCUGGCCGGCCUGGCUUUGGCCACGUUGAUGCUCGGACUCGACUGCAUCAAGUUCCUCAAGGAUGAGCCUCGCAUCAAACUGAAGAUGUGCUAUGGGGCCGGCGGCAUCCUCGGCGUGGGGAGCAUCCUGGGCCUCGUGGGCUCCGUGUGGUACGCGGUGGAUGUCUACGUGGAGAGGGCCAUGCUGGUGUCGCGCAACAUCUUCCUGGGGGUGCACUACGACUUUGGGUGGUCGU
Messenger RNA from Pterocles gutturalis (yellow-throated sandgrouse), 496 nucleotides. RefSeq names its product claudin-16-like. Gene Ontology annotation, molecular function: structural molecule activity. Gene Ontology annotation, biological process: cell adhesion; bicellular tight junction assembly. The annotation marks the transcript as partial. Gene Ontology annotation, cellular component: plasma membrane; bicellular tight junction. The record is from RefSeq and is a predicted model, not a curated record. Lineage: Eukaryota; Metazoa; Chordata; Aves; Pterocliformes; Pteroclidae. The transcript is spliced from 4 exons.